UUAUCCCUGCUUAUCUUAGGUUGACUUCUUGGAUUGUAAUUGGAGUAGUGGCAGGGUUCUUUGUUGACUGGCAAGUCAAGUCUAAUACAUUUUGAUAAAUGAGACGACUAGAAAGAGUGCGAGAAAGACUUGUUGGAUUGUAACUGGAGUAGUGGCAGGCAGGGUUCUUUGUUGAUUGGCAAGUCAAGUCUAAUAUAUUUUGAUAUAGCUUAUCUGGUUAAGAUCAAUCAUUCAAAGGAAGGGUAAUUUUCGGCUUUUGCUUGCAGCAAUCUAACUCUUAUGUUGCAAUUUUUAUCAAGAGAUGGAUACGAAAAUUCUACUCUGCUAUACAUUGAGAUUUUUGCUAUGUUGUUCCUUCAUUGCUUGUAUUUCCACGGCGUCUCACACCAUCUCUCCAGGCCAAUCUCUCUCCGGGGAACAAACAAUCACCUCUCCAAGUGGAAAAUGACCUUCAUUGCUUGUAUUCUACUCUGCCAUACAUUGAGAUUUUUGCUAUGUUGUACCUUCAUUGCUUGUAUUUCCCUACUGAAAACGACCUGCUAUACUACGAUAACUUUGUACUCUUACAAGUAUUUUUAAGUAUUUUCAUCCCUACUUUUGCAGGUCUUUUGCAGGUCUUUUUAUCCCUGCUUAGCUUAGGUUGACUUCUUGGAAGUAUUUUUAAGUAUUUAUAUCCCUACUUUUGCAGGUGUUUUUAUCCCUGCUUAUCUUAGGUUGACUUCUUGGAUUGUAAUUGGAGUAGUGGCAGGGUUCUUUGUUGACUGGCAAGUCAAGUCUAAUACAUUUUGAUAAAUGAGACGACUAGAAAGAGUGCGAGAAAGACUUGUUGGAUUGUAACUGGAGUAGUGGCAAGAAGGGUUCUUUGUUGACUGGCAAGUCAAGUCUAAUAUAUUUUGAUACAGCUUAUCUGGUUAAGAUCAAUCAUUCAAGGGAAGGAUAAGUUUCGGCUUCUGCUUGCAGCAAUCUAACUCUUUGCAGUUUUAUUAAGAGAUGGAUACGAGAAUUCUACUCUGCUAUACAUUGAGAUUUUUGCUAUGUUGUACCUUCAUUGCUUGUAUUUCCACGGCGUCUCACACCAUCUCUCCAGGCCAAUCUCUCUCCGGGGAGCAAACAAUCACCUCUCCAAGUGGCAAAUUUGAGCUCGGUUUCUUCACACCAGCAAUCACCUCUCCAAGCGGAAAAUUUGAGCUCGGUUCCUUCGCACCAGGUAUACCUCAAAACUAUUACAUAGGCAUUUGGUACAAAAGUCUACCCAAUCGGACUGUAGUUUGGGUCGCAAACAGAAAACAACCUGUUUGUGAACCGCAUUUUUCAGUAUUGCAACUUGUCGAAAAUGGAAACUUGACCUUAAGUGGUCCCUCCAAAGUUGCAAUAUGGUCGACUAAUUCAAGAUCAAAGGUCUUUAAUUCUAGUGUAGCAAAGCUUCUUGACAAUGGGAACUUUGUCAUAACGGAUGCAUUUAAUUCAUCUGUUGUCAAAUGGCAGAGUUUCGAUCACCCGACGGAUACUUGGCUGCCGGGUGCUAAGCUUGGAUACAAUAAUCGUACGAGGAGAAAACUAGUUCUUACAUCCUGGAGAAAUCCGAAAACUCCUGCACCUGGUCCUUUUUCUUCUGAGCUAGAUGAAAUACCUUUUAAUUUAUCUUCGUAUCCUGAUACCUUUACUAGAGGCAGACUUGAAAUCAAUGGUCAGCUAAAGUUCUAUGCCUGGGACCAAGGCUUUACGGAAUGGACUUUGAUUUCGGUUGAACCAUCGGACCAGUGUGCGGUUGAUUCUUCAUGCGGUGCUUUUAGUAUUUGCAACCAACGGAGUUUUCCUCGUUGUGGUUGCCUCGAAGGAUUUGAACCCGGAGUCAGGGAAAGUUGGAUACUAGAGGACUUCUCAGAUGGCUGUGUGAGGAAAAUUCCUUUUCACUACAGUCCCAGGGACUCAUUUUUGGCGAUAACUGAUGUUGGAAUUGGAUAUCCUAAGAACUAUGAGCAAAUUAUAAAUGUGAGCAAUGAUCAAUGCAGAUUAGAAUGCUUAAUAAAUUGUUCAUGCAGUGCCUUUGUUUAUAAUUUUAUCGAUAGUCGUCGGUGUUUCAUUUGGAUAGGGGAUCUAUAUAAUAUACUGACAAUGCCAUCCGAAUCCAUUUCCAUAAGUUAUUCUCCAGAUAGCCCAGGAUUGCAUCUCCGGAUUGUGGAUUCUACAAGUGAGACAAAGAGAAAGACUACUUGGACUGUAAUUGGAUUACUUGCAGGGUUCUUUUCCAUCUUAAGUAGUACUUUCAUUGUCAUGGUAUUUUUUAGAAGGAGAUGGUCAGCAGGAGCAUUGGCAACUACCGACGAUUCUUUGGUGCUUUACAAGCAUAGAGAUUUAAGAAGAGCAACAAACAACUUCUCCGAAAAACUUGGGGAAGGAGGCUUUGGUUCUGUAUUCAAGGGGACGUUGCCUAACUCAACGGCCAUAGCAGUGAAAGAGCUAAAAAGUAUGAACCAGGGAGAGAAACAAUUUCGUGCUGAAGUGGGAACUAUCGGUGUAAUCCAACACAUUAAUCUCAUUCGCAUGAGGGGAUUCUGCGUGAACGCUUCAAAGAGAUUUUUAGUUUAUGACUACAUGCCAAAUGGUUCUCUGCAAUCUCUUAUUCUUGGAAAGAACCCGAUAAUGUUAGAUUGGAAUGCUAGAUAUCACAUUGCAGUAGGGACUGCCAGAGGAUUGUCUUACCUCCAUGAAGAGUGCAGAGACUGCAUAAUACACUGCGAUGUUAAGCCAGAGAACAUCUUGUUGGAUUCAGAAUACAGUCCAAAAUUGGCGGAUUUUGGUCUUGCGAAACUCUUGGGGAGACACCACAGCCGGGUUUUGACAACCAUGAGAGGGACUGUGGGCUAUCUCGCACCAGAAUGGUUUUCGGGUGAAGCCAUCACCCCAAAAGCCGAUGUGUUUAGCUAUGGCAUGUUGCUGAUUGAGGUCAUAUCAGGGAGGAGAAACAGAGAAGGGUUAGCUGACGGGGUAGAAAACUUCCAUCCUAUCCGGCUAGCGAAUGCAGUUAAUAGAGGGGAAGAUCUUUUCACCUUGUUGGAUUGCAGGUUGGAAGGCAAAGCUGACAGAGAUGACCUAAGUAGAGCGUGCAAAGUGGCUUGUUGGUGCAUUCAAGAAGAUGAGAAGGAUAGGCCAACAAUGAGGCAGGUUGUUCAAAUUCUUGAGGGAGUUUUGGACAUCGGUGUUCCGCCAGUCCCGCAGUUCCUCCAGCGUCUUAUCAGAAGUCCGGCAGAAGGCAUUAACUACCAGGAGACUACAUCCGAUUCAGGUUCAUGGUCAUGAUUCGAUGUCCAAAGUGCAUUUCAAGCCGAAGUCAGCAACUGUGCAACAAGAAUUCAUGAGGAUCAGAUGAAGAACGUGAGGGUUCUUGCAGUAUGAUUGUAAAUAUAACCUUAUCUUGGAGGCAGUAGGUUUUUGAAUAUUUCCAGUUCAAUAAAUAUCGGUUAUCUAAUGAGAUAUUAAAAAGGGAAAUGAUUUUCGCACUCGGUGGGAGCAUUAGAGAUGGGGAUGCCAUAGACUGCUGUAACAAGUAUGGAGUUUCGGUUUUUUCACAAACGUUAGGCACUUCAGGCAUUGAUACCGAUUUUGGCCGUGAUGCUUCCAUCUUUGGACCUUAGGUCUGAAUAUGUUGUAUUCGUAAGGUACAGGUUUUCGCUCUUGGGGAAUCCUGUAGACAUGCUUGUUCGAUAUCGCGGCAAAUCAUCAUGUUUAUGUAAUCUGAAUGCGGAUUUGAGCUGCCA
Malus domestica (apple) is the source of this 3758-nucleotide messenger RNA. Its product is annotated as G-type lectin S-receptor-like serine/threonine-protein kinase At2g19130. The record is from RefSeq and is a predicted model, not a curated record. NCBI's taxonomy places the organism in Eukaryota, Viridiplantae, Streptophyta, Magnoliopsida, Rosales, Rosaceae. Gene Ontology annotation, molecular function: protein serine/threonine kinase activity; ATP binding. Gene Ontology annotation, biological process: protein phosphorylation; recognition of pollen.